Molecule: messenger RNA, 2667 nt
Organism: Malus domestica (apple)
Lineage: Eukaryota; Viridiplantae; Streptophyta; Magnoliopsida; Rosales; Rosaceae
Product: replication factor C subunit 3-like
Biological process (GO): DNA-templated DNA replication; DNA repair
Cellular component (GO): nucleus; DNA replication factor C complex
Molecular function (GO): DNA binding; DNA clamp loader activity
Source: RefSeq, a predicted model, not a curated record
AGGCAUGUUUUAUUUGACCCUCAAAAUAUAGUUCAUCACGCCAUGAAAAUAUCGUUUUCCUUCGUUAAAUUCAUGGAAAACUCUUAGGAAGUUCCAUCAAAAAAUCCCAAACGCAAACUCCAAUUCUGGCAAUCCUCAUAAUGUCAUCCGAUACGAAACAAAUGAAGUUGCAGACGCAACUCUGCAGCACAAUGCCAAGCCCUUCAAUAAUCUCCCGCUCUUCGUCCUACCCGCAGUUCACAAAGACAUGGCCUUCGAAGUGCACUCUCCCCGAAAACCUCCCUCCGGUCAACCACUCUGCAUGCUCAGCUCCACCGUCGAAGUUCACUUCUGCCAAGCUCUCCUUGGGCACGAAGAUCAGAAAACUCAUCAGGCGGAGGGGGAAUUCGAACUUGACAGAGCAAAGCCUCCAGGCUCACAAUAACGCGCACGUUGAGGGAGAUGCGAUCAAGCUUCACAAGAGAGUAGAGCAAGUUAGUCUUCAAGACUAUUAUAAAGCUGAGGAGGAGAGAAGCUCAAAGUAUAGUCCCUAUUACAUUAGGGGACUCACGUACCCGGCCUUCGUUGUCCCUAAGCAUCCAAGUAAUACUCCGGGGCGCGAAAGCCAUACUUCUCAUCGUUCUUGGAACUCAUUCUCCACCUUCUUUUCGGGGUUCAAAAUGCGAGAGUGGAGCUCUUGCAUUGGUUCGAAAAGAGAGGAUUACGACAAGCUUAGGCCGGAUAUGUACACUGCGAUAAAACCCCCCAAACCACCUUUAAUUAACUCCUCAUCAUCGACAAUUACAGAGAUUUCUUUGUUGGAGAGCAAAGAGAGGAAGGAGGUUGGGAGGAGUAGCAAUGAAUCUAACAAAAAGAAGCCCUUGAGAGAGAGAGUGAGAACAGGAGCAGCAACAGCUGCUGCUUCGGCUACGCCGAGAAAUGAUCAAAUUAAGGUGACGAGUGUCGCUGAGAAGGAAUAUGCGUGGGCAGACAAGUACCAGCCUCUGUGCUUAGAAGAUUUCAUAUGCAAUAGAGACAAAGCAAUUCAACUGCAGGCUUUGGCCAAACAAGGAGGAUGUGGACAUUUCAUAUUUGAAGGACCGCCGGGAGUGGGGAAGAGAACGAUGAUCUGGGCUAUGCUUCGAGAGGCUUUUGGACGCGACACAAUAAACGCCACAGAAGAGUUCAAGGCAUUCAACCUCAAGGGGGAAAUGGUAGGUAGCAUAGAAGUACAUGUAAAGCAAUCCCCUCAACAUGUAGAAGUGAAUCUCUCUGAACUGAAGGGCUACGAGAAGCAUGUCAUUGUGGAACUCAUGAGAGAGACACAGGACAAUAUGCUGAACAAGUCUCUGCCAUGCAGCCUUGACAACUGUCGAGCAAUAAUCUUAUACGAGGCAGACAAGCUGUCGACCGAUGCCCUACUGUAUAUAAAGUGGCUUUUAGAAAGGUAUAAAGGGUGUAAUAAGGUCUUCUUCUGCUGCUCUGAUAUCUCAAAGCUUCAGGCAAUCAAAUCGCUUUGCACCAUCGUUGAGCUUUUACCUCCUUCCAAGAAUGAGAUUGUUGAAGUUUUAAAAUUCAUAUCUAAAAAAGAAGGCAUAGAUUUGCCACAUGAACUGGCUGAAAGGUUUGCCCAAAAUUCGAAUAAUAGUCUCCGUCAAGCCAUUCGUUCAUUCGAGGCUACUUGGAAGAAAAGCUAUCCUUUUAAAGAAGAUCAAGUAAUUCUGACAGGUUGGGAAGAUAACAUUGCAGAUAUUGCCAAGAAUAUGAUUGAAGAGCAAAGCCCAAAACAGCUAUAUAUAGUCCGCGGAAAGCUUCAAAAUCUUAUAGUUCAUUGCGUUUGUCCGGAAUUCAUUUUCAAAUCCCUAGUAGCACAGCUGAAGAAGUAUGUGGACGACAGCCUGCAGGAUCGAGUUGAGAGCAUGUACGACGAAUACAACAGGAACGACGAAAAUAUGUUUGAGAGUGGCAAAGCACUGGCACUCAGUCGGCACGAUCAUGAGGAAACGGGUAAAAGGCUCACUGAUCAAUCCAGAAAGCAUAUUCAGCAGUUCUUGAGAAUUGAAGAGUUUAUAGCCAAGUUCAUGAGCUGCUACAAGGGUUGCACGUAUACCAGGUCUUUGCCCGUUGGCGAUCCAACAUAAGAAGGCGUCUUAUCGGUCAGCCAAACUCCUCCUGAAGGAAUUACACACCCUAGAAUUUCCUUUGGGGGAGCUUUUUUCUUGUUAUAUAUGAUCUUAGUACUGCUGGUGCAGCAGUAGCUGGAAACCAUUGGCUUCCUUAUAAACUUUUUUGCUGAUUGGCUUUCUUGUAAACUUAAGAUCUUGGUUUAAACUACUCACUUAUGGAGUAGUGUGGAAAUUAAUAAGGUGUGAUAUGACAAACCUGUUUGUCAAUAACAUUUUGAUGGCACAAAUACUUUAUUAAGCAGUGCAUAUUAUUACAAGGUAAAAGUUAAGGCUAAGAAGGAAUGUUGUAAAGCCUUAUAUAUACAAAACUAUGAAAGGUAUAAAAUAGCGAAGAAGGUGGCGAAGAAAGUCGUGAGAGAAGUGAAGCUAGCAGCUUUUUUGACGAUAUGUAUAAGCGGUUGGAUACCAAAAAAGGAGAGUUGGAUAUCUAUAUAUAAACUAGCUAGAGCUAGAGAAAGGAAGACGUACAAGAGACUGAACCAAGUAAGGUGCAUCAAGAAUG